UGUUCAAAAACAAGAAGAAGUCUAAAACCUGCCGCACCGCCACCCUCUGGCGCCGACAGGGAUAACUGAGAAAUUAUACAGUUCUAACGAUAAAGAUUAAUUUUAAAACACACACAGACGAAGAAACACUUUAUCGCUCGCACAAUGCCGGGGACUGCAGUCGUCCAGGUGACCAACUUGUCGUCGGCCGUGAGCAGCGAGCAGAUGCGCACUCUGUUCGGCUUCCUGGGAGACAUCGAGGAGCUGCGUCUCUAUCCCCCCGACAACACCCCUCUGUCGUUCUCCUCCAAAGUUUGUUAUAUAAAGUACCGAGACCCCUCAAGUGUUGGUGUGGCGCAACAUCUCACCAACACUGUUUUUAUUGACAGAGCUUUGAUAGUGGUUCCCUGCGCAGAAGGGAAGAUCCCAGAGGAGGCCAAGGCUCUGUCGCUGUUGGCACCUGCCGCCCCGGUACCUAGUCUGAUUCCAGGCGGAGGACUGCUGCCGAUUCCCACUCCGGCUCCACUUCAGAACCUGAACCUUCCUCUGGUGAAUCGGAUCACAGCGAGCCUCGACCCCACAGCCUCUGUGCUGUCUCAGCCUCCCCUCAUCGGCAAUGUUGACCCGACGAAAAUCGAUGAGAUU
This is a messenger RNA of Poecilia latipinna (sailfin molly), 624 nucleotides long. RefSeq names its product serine/arginine-rich splicing factor 11-like. NCBI's taxonomy places the organism in Eukaryota, Metazoa, Chordata, Actinopteri, Cyprinodontiformes, Poeciliidae. The annotation marks the transcript as partial. The transcript is spliced from 4 exons. Gene Ontology annotation, molecular function: RNA binding. Gene Ontology annotation, cellular component: nucleoplasm. The record is from RefSeq and is a predicted model, not a curated record.